AUGGUGGCACCGCCACAGCCACAGCCACAGCCACAGUCAGGGCCAGCGGAACGUCAACAACAAACGACGCCCACGAAUCUCUGCCUCUGCCUCUGCCUCUGCCCUAUGCUCUCUGUCGACACGAAGAGCCGAAUAACCGAAGUCCUUGCCCCAUGGACGCACGGUGGUUCUGUAAUAUCUACUGGCCCACUGCCAGAUGGUUGCCCACUGACGUCGCGUGCGCUUGGAUCUGCUCUCGUACUCGCGAUUCUCGGAAUUUGUGUUUUCUGCGUGCGUGUCGGCCGCCUCAUGGCCUUUGGAGGGGAAUCAUAUCCAUACCCGAUCAUGUGGCCCGUGCAGAACGCCACUAAAUGGAACGACUCCCUGGCGGAGGAGGAACAUACGGCAGAAGGAGCAGGAGCGCUACCAGGAGCACACUCAUCCGGUUUGAGUGCGGGCCAUGUGCUCUGGCUGGCCAUCAAUGCGCUGCUCUUUGUCCUCAUUCUGGGCGGGAAUGUGCUCACCAUUGUCGCCGUCCGCACCUGCCGCAACCUGCGCUCCGUCAUCUCAAAUCUGUUCAUCCUCUCGCUGGCGAUAUCCGACUUUUGCGUGGGCCUGGCCCUGCCCUACCACCUGGUCUUCUACAUGGGCUCCGACCUGGGCGCCAUGCGGGGCCCCUGCCUGCUGCGCUUCUUCCUGUUCAUCUGCGCCUGCUGCGUCUCCAUGCUGACGCUCAUCUCGAUAGCCGUCGAUCGGUACUUGGCAGUGGUCUACGCCCUUCACUACAGGAGAUACAUGACUCGUCGUGUGGCCUAUGCCAUCAUCACCUCCAAUUGGUGUGCCGGCGCCCUGGUGGCCCUGAUGCCGGUGUUCUGGAACCGCUGGACUUUGGCGCAAGCCUGCGAAUUCGACGAGGUCCUGUCCCCGGGCUACGUGGCCGGUGUAAUAACGCCGGGCUUCGUGAUCAUCUGGAUCUGCAUGCUGAUGGUCUACUGGCGGAUAAUGCGCGAGGCCUCCAAGCAGGCGCAGCGGCUGAGGCAUGCGUCGUGCGUGGUCUACGACACGGACAGCAGCAGCAGGGGCCUGCUGCAUCCCGACUGGAAGAGCGUCCAGAUCGUGGUCUUCAUCAUGGGCUGCUUCACGCUCUGCUGGCUGCCGUACUUCUGCGUGGCGAUUGCCCAGCUCUUCAGCAUCUGCCGCAGCAGCUCGAUGAUCUACAAGACCACCUUCUCGUUGGCCAUCGCCAACUCGGCCCUCAAUCCGAUCAUCUACUCGUGGAAAAACUCCGGCUUCCGGCGCGCCUUCGCCCAGACCCUCUGCUGCAAGUCGACGCGUUUCUGCCACGUCGAUGGCGGCGACGAGGAGGCCGAUCAGCUGCCACCGGACUGCAAGCACCGGAUCGAUAGGGAGUUGGAGGCGGCCUCCUCCUCCGCCUCAUCAUCGGCCGCUUACCACACGGCCAUCAAAUCCGACUCUAAGUCCAAGUCCACUCAGUCCCCUCCCUCCCUCUCGCCCACACAGUGA
Drosophila persimilis is the source of this 1503-nucleotide messenger RNA. It is a transcript of the gene mAChR-C, whose product is annotated as D(1) dopamine receptor. Gene Ontology annotation, molecular function: neurotransmitter receptor activity; G protein-coupled serotonin receptor activity. The coding region runs from base 1 to 1503 and encodes 500 amino acids. Gene Ontology annotation, biological process: chemical synaptic transmission; G protein-coupled receptor signaling pathway, coupled to cyclic nucleotide second messenger. Gene Ontology annotation, cellular component: dendrite; membrane. The record is from RefSeq and is a predicted model, not a curated record. Lineage: Eukaryota; Metazoa; Arthropoda; Insecta; Diptera; Drosophilidae. The transcript has 2 exons.